GUAGAUAUCUGCGAUAUCAAACCCGAAUAUCGGUAUGAAUGUGGAUGGUUUGGAAUAGAUCAAGGAACAUGUGAGAAGAAAGGCUGUUGUUGGGACAGUACUCAUCCAGAUGCCCUCUUUUGCUACAACUCAAAACUCGGCCCACGUAAGUUUGUGAGCAUUUGAUUUAACUCUUUCUAGUAUCACCCAACUAGUAGACUAAUGCAUGCAAAUCCUGCAUUUUAAUUAACUGAGCAACUAGGAGGCUAUAAGUAAUAGUCCUUGAGUGGCGAAAUUCGGCGGGUUUGAAAACUGAUCAAAACAAUGGCGGCCGCUUCGCGUUUUGUCGAGCUUUCAAAUGAGUUUCUAGAUAAAUUGCUAGAGAAUUACAUACCAGAAAAGACUUAAACAGCAACGGAGUAUGGAAUGAAGAUAUUUAGUUGUAAGUUAACUUUUUUUUAUUGGACGAAAUUACAAGCAUUUAACAUGGUUUCGAUUUAACGGUUACCAUCAAUUCAAAACAAAUAACCUUUUUUCGAUCAAUGUUUUCAGUAUAUUGUCACAUUUUUUAUUACAGAAUUAUUUCCAGAUAAGACAAAAUUCAAAACAGUUAUACAAGAGAUGUAGAAGGAAGAGUUAAAUGAAUGUCUCACAAUAUUUUACGCCAAAUUUAAUUUUUCAUUUUACCUUCUAAAAAUCGUUUAUUGCGUAGCAUUUCGCGAUAUAUAGUGACCGAUUUCAGGGCGGAAAAACGUUCUGCGCAAGCUUCUGCGUAUCCCUUAUCGCUCAAGGCGGGCUUUUCUGUGUGUUGACUGUGUUUGUUUGUUGCUGGAGUUCUGAGUGAAGUGCACGAGGUGCGAACGUUUGCUCCCUGUAAAGCAUUUUUAUUUGACAUGUUUGCUUUUUUUUCGUCGCUUGAAAAUUACUUUGGAUUCAGAACAACCAAUGUUAAAGGAAAAACGGAUCAUUCCGUCAGUCUGAGGUGGAAUAAAAGGUUUUCAACAUUUUUUGAAGAGGCGAAUAUUUUUUCUGAUUGUGCAUCACAUCCGAUUAAUUUAUGAGUUGAACUGAAACCCGCUUGUAUUCUGUUAUUAGUAGUUACGCUUACUUUUUUUACACGCCCAGAUUUAUUACCUUUGCAGAACCAGCUUUAUCUUUGUCUUCCGUCAAAGAACCAUAUUGCUGUUAUAACGCAUCAGAGUGAACAAACUUGUGCGCUUAUUAAACUUUCUCGGAAAUAGAAGGCCAGCAAGCUUACUCAGGAUCAUUUUUCUGUUGCUCAAGUAAUAGUAGUCAGAGUUUUUUUCAUUUUUCAUUACAUAGUUUUGUUUUCCAGUUCACUGUGAAAGUUUAAGUUCUUUAUAAUAAUAACUUUCUAAGAAUAGGCAAAUUGUCCUUUUCACUCGCUGUGAAGUAGAGAACGACAACUGCUGGCAGUGACUUCAGAACAAUUGACUCUUUUCCGGUAAACAAUUGCUGUAGCAUUUGACUGAGGCGAGCAAAACAAACCCUUAUGUGCAAUUUUCUGUAUUUUGUAAUGAUCGACUGAGUUUAAUUUGCUUAAACGAAGACUCUCGCAUGGACCAGUUAACCUUAAAGUAGCUAAAUGGUGAAUCAUGGCUUGGCUGCCAAGUUACAACUGAUCUUUUGCUUUUAAGAUCUUUGGGUAGGUUGUUUUCGUACAGAAAAUUCAUUUCUUCUUUGUCAGCAAGAAGGUUUUGAAAUAAUGUAACUUUAACUUUGUUUGAAGGAAAUCCUACUUACGCGUAGGUUUUUGACAGAUGUUAUGCGUAUUCAACUUGACAACACAAAGCAAAAUUUAUAUGUCUGUUCGAAACGAGCAAGUUUAAAAAACUAUAGUUGCUUUGAAACCGAUUUUUGGGAAGAUUUUACUAGAUAAAGUUUGCCUUUUUUCUGCCCACAUGUCAACGCAAUAACUUCUACAUUGAGGAUUUUGUUUAUAUUUUAGUGAUCUGCGAAACUUCGAGUGUCCGAUCGAGCGAGGGUUUUAAAAUAUCAGCUCGCGUGCGACAAAAUUCAGUGACUUGAGACACAUUGUGGGCAAGCGUUAAUUUUUUGGGGCAAAUCACUGUCCAAAGAUAUGUUGAUUUUGUGUCCACAGUGGUGCUCCGGACCUUAUAUAUCCAGGAACUUCCUUAUAUGAACACAUUUUGUGAAUGCAUCUUGAAAAAAAUCGGACCUACGCAUGCACAUUUCCAGUACAACGCAAGGAAAUUAAUGUCGUUGAAGUCAGUUUUGCUAUGAGGUAUUCUUCGAGAAAAUUAAGUCAUAAGAAGAUUAUAACCACAGCUUGCAACUUUUGAAGGCAAGUUGCUUGUUCUUUCCAGGUUAAGAGUGGAAACGUUUUAUUAUUAGGCAAAAAAAGUUUUGAAAUUCCGCCAUUUUUUCAAGCCCGGCCAGGGGAUCUGGGCAAAAAAGUUCACGCAUGCACAUUACGUUUUUCCGCCCUGAAGUGACCGAUCACCCCAAAAGGGGACUGGAAACUAGACCUUAAAAGGCUUUUUUCUUAAAAACUAGCCAUACGACCUCAUCUCAAGAGGAUCUCAGGAUUUACUUAGUACGUAGAAAUUAUUGUUUUUAGAAAGAGAAAACUCCUGUAGAAAAUUUCAAAAGGCAAAAACGCAGAUAAAAUGGCCCAAGGUACGGAUAUUAGCAUGAAAGAUGAUAUUAUUAUUUUUACGUUAAAAGUUAACUGGAGGCUUGUGUAACUGUAUUAACCCUGGGACGUACAAGGAGGUUUUUCUGAGUUUUUUCCUAGAAGAUAAAACAUCAUCACCUGACGUUUUCAGUAGCUGUUCGUUUAUCCCUCGCACAAAUUUUGAGACAAGUUAAGUGAUUAUCAGUUUCUAUGGUUACGAGAUAUGACGUCAAAAGUAGUAGGUGGUCAAGCCAUUUUUGGGUAAAAAUACAUGUUUUUUUAACUUUUUUAACAAUAAAAGAAAAUAUUGUGGCUAAAAUCAUGCAAAGUACUUAUUUAUGUGUUAUUUUUCAUGUAAAGUACAAAAAAUUAAUAUUUCUCGCGGUUUUAACCUGAUUUCUAAUUCUUGGUAAAAUCUAAGAUGGCAGCCAAGAUGGCGACCAUUGUUGUUGACGUCACAUUCCUCUAGCAGCACAACUACCCUUAUCAUAUACCUCAUCUUGUUAAGAAAAUCAAAGGCUUUUCGCUAAACGUAAAAUCGGUUCGAAAUCCCUCAAACUCCGGGGAAGGGGUCCAUCCCCCCUGGGGGUAUGAAUUUGCGUCACGUCCGAGGGUAAAGGUAGUUAACAAUUUUCUAGUUCUAAGUCACUUUUGCUUCAGUCCUUGCAGUUCAUGAAAGUAUUGUGGGUCAUGGCACUAUUGUAAAGUUUUUUAUUGUUGUUUUUAAGAACAGUUUUGGUUGGAUUUCCACCGACUUCAAAUCUGGAUGAGUGAAUCAAAGAAUUUUCACAAGCUUUGCUUUUCUAUCACGUGUUUCAGAAACGUGUCGGUUAUGUGAAUUUUUAUUAUGCAAAUUUUGCGCAAUCGAGCUUGGUCCAUUACUUUCCCAAAUAUUUUUUUAACAAGUAUUUCUUAUCUUUAUAAUUGCUUUUUGUGCGACUAGCAGGGUGAAACAAAAACAAUUAGACCCUUCGCCCUCAAGGCCACAGGUCAACAUCCCAUGAGGCGAAUUGGCCCAUACCCCUUAGGGGCUAGUGGUCUAUCUCGAACCGGGGCACUUUAAAGAAGAUUAUCCACUCCAACGUUUUUAAAAAAACAAAAGAUUUUAUUUUUGCAAACGGACCGAUGAAAAUGAUUGUUGGCUCCUGUCAAGGUUCAACUAUGCAACCGUUAAAAACUUUAAAACUGCUUCAACUUACCUGACCUCUCAGGAAACAGCUAUCAGAUUUAUGAAUGUUAUUGGUCCGUUGCAAAAAAACUUUAGAAUCUUUUGUUUUCGAAAAAACGUCGUGAUUGGAUAAUCUUCUUCCAGGUGCCCCGGUCCGGGUAGUCCCACUUGUAAAUAUACCUUCUUUAUCCUUGAAUAGUACCGAAUAUCAAAAAACCAAAUUGCUUCAUGGAAAAGUACUGAAAGGGCGGUUUCUUAACUAAAGGAAAGUUUCUACCCAUAUUAAGCUCCGUUCAUUUAGCCAAGAUACUUGAAAUAAUAAUGUAUUGCGUUUCCACCUUGGUUAUGCGUGAAGGUGGUGCAACAUGAUGUGCUCAUUUAACCCCCACCUAAAAAAAAGCAAUUCCCAAGUCCCCGUAAUAGUGACCAUCAUCAAUUUUCUCCUAACAAUCUUGAUCCAUAUUUAAGAGAAAAGGUUAUGAGAAUAAACAACCUGAUCAAUGGAACGUAAGGUACAGCUUUGCAUUUUUUAAUUAUCUUGUGUUUUGUAACUUGCAGCCCCUACGUGUGACGUGCAAUCUCAAAACCGUUAUGAAUGUGGAUGGCUGGGAAUCGAUAAACAAACCUGCUUGAUGAGAGGCUGUUGCUGGGAUGAAAGCGAUCCAGACGCAAAAUACUGCUACGUUAAAAAACACACGAGUAAGGCUUUAUUAGGUGACAGUGCAGCUAAGAGAGGCCCUGUAAAAAAGUUUGGUGAUGGCGUUUUUGCGACUCAAAAGCCUGUAUACUCGCAAGUUUUCGAAAGACGUCACAAACUUACGCUUAAGGUUAUGAGCUCCUGACGCUUAACAUUUCCUUGAGGAAGGAAAAUUGAUUGGACGACUUCGUAACCAGGAGCAAAUAUUUUCCAGUUAAAAGUUUUUUUUCCUUUUGAAACAAUUGAAGAUAAAUCUGCAUUAAUGGCAACCCAAAGAUGUUCCUUUUGUUACAGUACCAUACAAUAGGUAUAGAAUACAAUGCAAUGCAACGUGAUACAAUAAGAUAAACACAAAUAAUCUCUAGAUUUAUCAAACUGUCUUUCAAAAGUAAAUUUUUCUAAGCCUGCGAUCACUUGAAUACCUUCACUUGUCUGCAGAAAACUAUAAAAAAAAUUUCUCCUCACAGUCGGCACCUGAGCUCGCCAUACGGUCAUGUGACACUGGUCAGCGGGUAUUCUAUNGUCACAAACUUACGCUUAAGGUUAUGAGCUCCUGACGCUUAACAUUUCCUUGAGGAAGGAAAAUUGAUUGGACGACUUCGUAACCAGGAGCAAAUAUUUUCCAGUUAAAAGUUUUUUUUCCUUUUGAAACAAUUGAAGAUAAAUCUGCAUUAAUGGCAACCCAAAGAUGUUCCUUUUGUUACAGUACCAUACAAUAGGUAUAGAAUACAAUGCAAUGCAACGUGAUACAAUAAGAUAAACACAAAUAAUCUCUAGAUUUAUCAAACUGUCUUUCAAAAGUAAAUUUUUCUAAGCCUGCGAUCACUUGAAUACCUUCACUUGUCUGCAGAAAACUAUAAAAAAAAUUUCUCCUCACAGUCGGCACCUGAGCUCGCCAUACGGUCAUGUGACACUGGUCAGCGGGUAUUCUAUGACAGUUGACAGCUGUUAAUUGAUCAUGACAUGGAUGUAGGGUAAGACACUUAAUAUCCGCUUACAUGAGCGGGUGGACGUACGCAAGUACGUACGAACCAUUUUCUCAGAACCAAAAUUUCUUGGAUGCAUGGAUAACCGAAUUUUCUUGCCCAUGGUGCUCCGUUGCGCGAGAGCUCCACUAUAAAUACGUACUAUUAUUUUGUUAAGAAUCAUCACUGGUUAAUAAAGGGUAUACGGAUGUUAAAAUCUAUACAGAUCUUCCUGAUGGACUUUGUCCCGUGGCUCCUUCUGAACGUGUGGAAUGUGGAUAUUACGGGAUAACAAAGGAGGAAUGUCUUAACAAAGCAUGCUGCUGGGAUGAAACAGUUACAAUGCCCGGUGCUAGAUGGUGCUUCAAACAGCCGAGUAAGUUGAGUUCGUAAAGUAAAAGUCCACGGUAUACGUUCAAUCAUGCUGUACAAAGUCAUAUAUUCGAGGCUUAAAGGAGCUGUGUCACGAAAUUCAGCCAAAUGAGGAAAUUACAAAGUGCCCGUUAAAUUAAGAGAAACAUAAAAUAACUGCUUAAAACAUCAAAGGAAGGUUAAAAUAACAUAACAGAAACAACAGAUGCCACGGAUGGGCAAAACUGUAGAAGAUUGAAAAGGAUUGAAAUUAGGGUUCUUGGAAACUGUUCAGCCUAACAGUUUUUCGAAGUUGAUCCCUGCUACUUGCAACUUCAAAAAUAAUGCUCAGGAGGCAUAUUUGUUUGUCUCGGAUCUCUGAUUUUGUCAUUUACCUGUAACUUCUUACUUUAAGUUCCGUAGCGAUUGAGGGCGAGUAAUUGGCAAAAUUAAACAAAAUGAACUGGACUGCCGUGACACAGCCCCUUUAACUCGGUGGUAAAACGGCCAAAAAAAACGUGCAACUUGUUUUGCAAAAUUACUGCAAACGAGUUGAAUAGCGAUGUUGCUUGUUUUACCACCCACCUUCAAACCUGUCUUGCAACAAAUCAGGUUCUUGAUGGUUGCAAACAUUUGCUGCAGAAAGUAGAGAGUAGUUCUACUUUUUGUAACAACAUCUGUACAUGUUGCGCGAUUUAGCGGCCCAACCUCGUCCCCACGGUUCACUAUUUUUUUUUUUUGUAACAGGAGUUUAGGCUUAGUAACCAACCAAAUUACGACAAGCAAUGAGCACCUUACGAGUUUCAGUCUGCCAAUAUCAUCUUUUCCAAAUGAGGACAUAACCCACACAACCUAAAAAUAGAACAUGAUGUGAUCUUUUUCUUACUUGUGACAUCUCGAUCUUAAAUUAUUUCUGCGCAAAAAGCAAUAACGACCCCAAUAACAUAUUUAUUUUUUAGACAUAAAAACAGAAGUAAUGGAGAGGAGAAGGGUGACCUCAGGUUACCAUUGUAGCAAAAUUUCUGGAUCACAAGAAUCUUUCUUGACAGCGACGGCCAUUUGCAUUGUCAAACGAUGGAAGAAAAGUAUGGGCUGCCGUUUUGUUCCUGAGUGUGAUCAUGCAUAGGAAAAUAAGACAUGUUAACCUUUUCGCUAUUUUCUGUCAUAUCAGCGGGACCACGGUUUGUUGAGACCCAGAAACCAUGACAACCAAGGCAACGUGAUCUAACGACUUCUCCUCUCUAUGCUAUUUAUAGUCUAGAAGCAGACUCGUACCCAGUCGCUAUUUAAGUGUUUUUUGGGGUGAGAGAAGACUUGGGAUUAGGUUGAGGCGCUCAGGGUCUCAUGGGCUAUUUUUCCUUCUUCUCUUCCCAUGAGACCCUGCGCGCGCCUCAACCUAAUCCCCAGUCUUCUCUCACCCCAAGAAACACUUGAAUAGCGACUGGGUACGAGUCUGGUCUAACUGGUACCGUUAGGUUAAUAGUCUGAUCAUCGUGUGGUGCUAUUAAUUUCUAGUUGAUAAUCCACCUCUUGGUUGCUACAUAUACCACGGUAUCGGAGGUACCUGCAAGUACGUAUGUGAUAAAAAUGAAAGGAAAAUCUACGGAAUGUCCCAGUGUAAAGGCCGCAUCUGUUGUGUUAAAUAG
Molecule: messenger RNA, 7465 nt
Organism: Porites evermanni
Lineage: Eukaryota; Metazoa; Cnidaria; Anthozoa; Scleractinia; Poritidae
Source: the annotation of a GenBank genome assembly